UUUCUUUUUUUGUUCUCUGGGAACUAUUCUCUAUGCUUUCACUACAACCACAUCUCCCCUGCUAUGUUUGAUUAAAUAGAUUUGGCCUCCCACUCAGCCCCCACUCUUUCUCUCUUUCUCUCUCUCUCUCUGUGUGACCAUGGCCAAUCACUACUCUUUAUGCCUUAUAGGAGCCAUGGAUCGCCUUUGGUUCCACCAAAUUAUUCUUUUCUCAGAACCCAUCUCACUACUUCAAAGUACUGCUAAGCCCAUCUCCGAGUCUCCUGGAUACCCAUCAUCCAGCCUCUCUUCACCACCUUUCCCAGAUGACGAAAUUUCAUCUGCCAUGUCACUUCUUCCAGAUGAAGAAAUCUCCUUGGCCUCAUCUCCAAGCUCCCCAAUGGAUGAAUAUUCCAACAACGAAGAUGAAGGGAUGAUCAUCAGCCAGAAGGGAAGAUCGACAAGAUUGCAUCAUAUCAGGAACAGAAACAGAAACAGAAACAGAAACAGAUCAGAUUCAUCAUCAUCACCAUCACCAUCAACUCAAUCACUCACGUCAAAAAAUCUUAGAAAGACAGGUGGAGUGAGGAGAUUACAAAAAUCCAUGAGCUGCAAGAGCUUGGGGGAGCUGGAGCUUGAAGAAGUUCAAGGGUUCAUGGAUCUGGGCUUCAUAUUCAAGAAAGAAAACUUAAGCCCACGAAUGAUGAGUUUAGUCCCAGGCUUGCAGAGGCUUGGAGUAUGCAAGCACAAAGAAAGCACCAAACUCAAUGAUAUUGACGAAGCAGUGAAAGAUGACGAAACUGAAACUGAACAAGAAGAGAAACAGAAGGGAGCUGUACGGAGGCCAUAUUUAUCGGAGGCAUGGUUUAUAAGAAGAUCCGAUUCGCCACUCUUGAAUCUAAGGAUGUCAACAAGGACAUCUACUGAUGAUGAUGAUAUGAAGAAACAUAUAAGGUUUUGGGCAAGAACUGUUGCAUCAGUGGUUUGCCAGGAAUCUUAGUUGAAAAAACAAUUGGUUUUAUGUUGUACAUAUAAAACGAGGUUGCCAAUGUUCUUUUUCCGCUUCUUAAAACUUUCCUUAAUUACCAAGAGAGAGGAGGGUGUUAAGCGAGCGUAGCCUUCACGGGCGAGCUUGCGCUCGGUUCGUAUAAGUUUGACUUGUUUAUUAAAUGAGGCAUUUUGUAAAUAUAAAUAUUGGUUCGGAUAUUAA
Molecule: messenger RNA, 1189 nt
Organism: Corylus avellana
Lineage: Eukaryota; Viridiplantae; Streptophyta; Magnoliopsida; Fagales; Betulaceae
Source: RefSeq, a predicted model, not a curated record